UUAAUUGGAAUGAAAAUAAUUCGGCCUUAGCAUGUGAUUUUCUUGGUGAUGAUUUGUCUGAUGUUCGUAUUGAAUCAGAACUUUGUCGUGGACAAUGUGCUCAAACUUCAGGAUGUACUCACUAUACAUGGACUAUAUAUAGUGAUGGUACUUGUUGGAUGAAAUCUGGUCCCGUUUCCAAAAGUGAUGCGAUCUAUACCAAUGAUACAAGUAUGGUCUGUGGUAUAAUGGAUAAUGCUCCAAAAAGUGGCAUCCAGUGGAACGCAAAUAAUUCGGCCUCAGCAUGUUAUUUUCGUGGGAAUGAUAUGUCUAAUGUUCUUACUGCAUCAGACCUUUGUGCUGGACAAUGUGCUCAAACUUCAGGAUGUACUCACUUUGUAUGGUCUACAUAUAUGGGUGGUACUUGUUGGAUGAAAUCUGGUGUGGUUUCCAAAAGUGAUGUCAUCCAUACUGGUGAUACAAAUAUGGUCUGUGGUCUAGUAAUUGCCUCUUCAACAGGUGCAGUUGCUGAAGCUACCACUCCAUCCGGAAAUUGCUGCAAGCCUGGGUGUAGUCUGGGUGUGGUGUGGGUGUGGAUGUGUGCGGUAUGGGUGUUGGUGUGAUGUGUGGGUGUGUUAUUUUUAUUAAAAUUUUUAGAGAAGUAGCUGUUUUCUCUAUUUAUCAAAGGAAACUUUUUCUUCUUCUUUUCGACAAAUGCCUCUCGAUAUUAAUAUGAAGAACAAAAAAGGAAAAUUUUUUUGUUCGUUUUUGUAAAUUUUAUUGUUGACUAGUUUCCGCGAACUUUAAGAAGAUGUCUCUUCAGGAUUUUCAAAACCAUACAGGUAACGUUCAUUAACAUCGAAUGUUAAUUUACUGAGUCCUAGACUGACGAAAUGAUGAGAAAGAUGUCCUUAUAUUUCGCAUAAAAAUGAAUUCUGUACAAUGAUCACUAUAACAGCAAUAAUUCAUAAUUUUAACAUGUUCUUAGGGAUGUGCAGUAUCAGUAUACUGACCACCGAUAAAAUCACACUGGCGUUCACCGAUACGGUGACGACACUGACACUGAGCGCACUGUCUGCAGUGAUGCACUGACACUGAGUGAACUGUCUGCAGUGACGCACUGACACUGAGCGAACUGUUUGCAGUGACGAACUGUCACUGAGCGCACUGUCUGCAGUGACACACUGUCACUGAGCGCACUGUCUGCAGUGAUGCACUGUCACUGAGCGAACUGUCUGCAGUGGCGCACUGACACUGAGCGAACUGUCUUCAGUGACAUACUUACACUAAGCGCACUGACUGCAGUGUCUGCACCGACAUUUGUGUUCACUGGAUCAGUGUAUACACUGACACUGGCUGCACUUGUUGCACUGACGCAUACUGGAACACUGACGUACUGAUACUGAUUUCCAUUGAC
Messenger RNA from Rotaria sp. Silwood1, 1396 nucleotides. The record is from the annotation of a GenBank genome assembly. Lineage: Eukaryota; Metazoa; Rotifera; Eurotatoria; Philodinida; Philodinidae.